Molecule: messenger RNA, 1505 nt
Organism: Phyllotreta striolata
Lineage: Eukaryota; Metazoa; Arthropoda; Insecta; Coleoptera; Chrysomelidae
Source: the annotation of a GenBank genome assembly
CAGGAUAUCGCCUUAAAAAAUAACACAAAACCUCCAUUCGUAUUUAAAGCGCGUUCGCAUAGCGAAUUUUCGUUAAUCCCUCUCGGUCAACGAGCUCCAUUGCAUCGAAUUAUGAAGAAAACCGGUCUCUGCUUAUUGUUCGCAGUCUCAUUGUGCGCUGCGAACGCCUACAAUUUCGAUAAACGAUUCACCGUGUGCCAUAGAAGCGCCCCGGAUUUGGACAAAUGCUUGAUAAGCGCUAUUGAGGAUGGCAUCAGAACCGUCGGGAGCAAAGGUAUUCGAGCUUUGAACGUACCUUCUGUGGAUCCCUUAAAAAUCACCAGAAUCAUCAUAGGAGAAGGAAGUACGGCGGUUAAUUUGGUGCAAAAGUACUACAAUGCGAGCAUCACCGGCCUCUCAAAGCUCAAAGUAAAGGAAGCGCAUUUCGAUUUAGAUAAGAACAUUCUCACGUUCACCUCACUUCACCCUACGUUAGAACAGAAAGCUAAAUACGACAUUAACGGGAAAAUAUUAGUGUUACCGAUAUUCGGAAAGGGCGAUUCGGUGUGCGUGUUCUAUGAUGUGGAGAUAGAGCACACCGUGAAGCUGGAGGAGGUGGUGAAAAACGAGCGAAAGUACUUCAGGGUAACGGAUUACGCGGGCGUGUUGUCGGUGGGGAAAGCUCGAUUCGAUUUCGAAAAUCUGUUUAACGGGGAUAAAGCUCUGGGCGAACACAUAUUGACCGUGGUCAACGAGAAUUGGCAAGUACUCUUCGAGGACGUCAAGGGCGGGAUUGAAACUACCUUUUCCAAGGUGUUUCUGGCCGUUGCCGGGCAAUUAAUCGAUAAAAUUCCAGCCGAUGAGAUACUUCCUAAUUGAUUAUUAAAUGAUGCGAUUUGUAAUUAUGUCGAUUUAUUAAAACUCUACCUAUGUGGCUGUUUAUUUAAAAUAAUUUUUGUAUUACAUUUUGAAUUCGUUCGAAAUGUCAAAACUACCUGUCAACAGGAAAUGUCAAAACGAAUUUAUGUAAAAUUUACUUCUUUUCAGAGGAAAUUAAUACAAUAAAAAAGUUUAGUUUAACAAUACCAAAGGCAAAAUAUAAGAGAAUAUGUUUAAAACAUAGGAAUUACCCGAGAGCACGUAUUUGUAAAACAAUUUCAGCUACUAGCGCCAUCUAUGACUAAAUACUUAAACUAACUUUGUGGGAAAAUUCAAAUUGCAUUUAAUAUUAAACCAACCUUUUAUUAGACGCUUGGUACACACGUACUAAAAAACGUAAAAUGUAUGUAUAUACAGGGUGUCCUCGAACUUAUUGCACCAAAUUCUAGGGGUGGUAGUUAGCAUAAUUUGAGACCGAUUCGCAGAUUUCAUUGGCGCAAAUUUCCCCCCUCCGCCCUCCAGUUUUAAAAAAACGUUAUCGAUACCGAUCGUUUUCUAGUACGAAUUGUAUUGUUUUGAUUAUAACAUCGGGGUUAAAAAGAUUUUUGUAAUUAGACUUUAGUGAUUUAUUUGAUCGUUUUAGUUCU